CCCACUCGUGCACGCGCACUUCUGCCGUGACGCACACAUUCCGCGACAGUCCAGCUGAAGGCAUCAUGGCGGCUCCUAAUGAGAAGAAGCGUGGUCUUGAACAUUUGGACGAAUAUGAACCAAAACCAGCCAAACAUCUCCGCAGCCUGCACGACCGUAUGGCAGAGAGGAGACUAGUUGUUAUUCUGGAGGGAGCAUCGUUAGAAACAGUGAAGGUCGGAAAAACCUUUGAGCUGUUAAACUGUGACCAACACAAAAAUAUGAUCGUCAAAAGUGGAAGGAAUCCGGGACAUAUAAGACCAGACAUCACACAUCAGUGUCUGCUCAUGUUGAUGGACAGUCCACUGAACAGGGCAGGCCUUUUACAGGUUUACAUCCACACAGAGAAAAAUGCCUUAAUAGAGAUCAACCCACAGACCCGCAUCCCAAGAACCUUCACUCGCUUCUGUGGCCUUAUGGUUCAGCUGCUGCACAAGCUGAGUGUCAGGGCUGCUGAUGGUCCUCAGAAGCUUCUGAGGAUGAUUAAAAACCCAGUGUCUGACCACCUGCCUCCUGGCUGCCCCCGCAUAUCCACCUCCUUCUCUGCUGCCGGAGAGGCUGUCUGUCCUCGGUCUUUGGUGCCAGAAGGGCCAGCUGCAGUGGUGGUUGGAGCAUUUGCACAUGGAGCGGUGAAUGUGGACUACACAGAGAAGACGGUGUCCAUCAGUAACUACCCCCUCUCUGCGGCACUGACCUGUGCCAAGAUGUGCUCUGCUUUCGAGGAAGUGUGGGGUGUCGUGUGACAAACAGUCAAUAAACUACUGCUGUUCACCUGGCAGAGACAGAGUACAUGGACUUGUUUUAAUGGACUAGGAAUGGAUAUGAUGUCCAUUUCACCAGUGAUGCUGCGUGGACUACAGACAUGUAUCCCGUUAUACACUGUAUGUGUAUACUUGUAUGAUGGUGUUUGGCCACCAUGUGGAAUAUACAUAGGUUUCUGUACCCAGUGUUUCCUUUUCAUGUAGAAGCAUGGUUGUUUUUUAUACCAUUAUCAAUUGCACCAAUUACUGAGUUUUGGAUUAUCAAUCAGUACAGUUACAUUAAAAUAUCUGAC
This is a messenger RNA of Sander lucioperca (pikeperch), 1093 nucleotides long. It is a transcript of the gene emg1, whose product is annotated as EMG1 N1-specific pseudouridine methyltransferase. The record is from RefSeq and is a predicted model, not a curated record. The transcript has 5 exons. Gene Ontology annotation, biological process: rRNA base methylation. Gene Ontology annotation, cellular component: small-subunit processome; nucleolus. Bases 66 to 782 code for a protein of 238 amino acids. Lineage: Eukaryota; Metazoa; Chordata; Actinopteri; Perciformes; Percidae. Gene Ontology annotation, molecular function: rRNA (pseudouridine) methyltransferase activity; rRNA binding.